AUGAGCAAAUCAUUUCGCCGUUCCAUGACCACGGCCCCGCACGACAAGUUGCCAGGAAUCGAAAAAAAUGGCGACAGGUCAGGGCGGCAGCGGCGUGCCGUCUUCGCGCGGAGCAGCAGCGGAAUGUCCCAGGACGGCCCCGCCAUGGGCCACGCCAAGACGGAAUCCGUGCCGCUGACGUCCAUGGCGGAGGAGGAGUCCGAAGAGGAAGACCCACGGGAAGCGAUCGUCGCGGAGCAUCCCUUGUUCGAAGGAACCAGUGAGGAGUUCCGCAACGAGCUGCUGCUGAAUCUCAGAACAUUCCAGGUGAAGCCCAUGGUCAGUCAUGAAAUCAAGACGGAGUACGCUCGGGAAAUGUUCGAAAGCAGCCUGAUGAGACCGAGGGCGCGUGUUCUGCUGACGCAAGGGAAGGCCCCACAAGACCUCAAUGGUUUGCUCCUGGUCCACCCCGACGACUUCCAUGUCUUUGAAACGGUCUACAACAAUGUAGCUCAUGAUGAUGAGGUUCUACCUGGUGUGGCUGGCCAGGAAGUGGCUUUGCAGAUUACUUCUCAUAGUCCCUUCACCGUGCGCUGCCGUGAAGAACCUCAACAUGGUUUCUUUUUCAUCAGUACCGAUAUGUUGGACCUCCUGCUCGACAGGCACCGGGCGGAGCGUGCCAAGUUGAAACACACUGCGUACCAUGCGGCCACAGAGUUUUUGAGAUCCUGGCUCAUGAAACAUCACUCCAAAGUCUAUGUGAAGCUGUUCGUGAACCUGGAUGAUGAUUUUAAAUAUGCAUUAUUAAAUCAAGUGCAGAUCCAAUUCUUCAAGGCGGACGAUCUGAUCUGCAAAGAAAAUGAUGUGGGUGAUUCUUGCAUCUUUGUCUAUACGGGUGAAGCAGAUAUCUACUGCAAACAUGCCUUAGUGGGACGGAUGUCGCAACUGCCUGGGACCAAAGCAUGGGAAUCCUGGUGGGGCGCCCUGGAAGUUGGUGGCAGCUGUCUGGAACGUGUGGCCUCGGUGAAAGCCUACACGGACUGUGUUGUUUGGGAGCUCUCUGCCAAAGCCAUGCGCGAUCUCUGGUUGCUCUUCCCUUAUGAGUGUAGCUUUUUUGACAAGGUUGCCAUGAAGCACCUGCAGCUGUUGUACCCUUUCACCGAUCGUGUGAGUGAAAUCAAUAUGUUCGAAAGUUGUAGUGCCGAGUUCACUCGGGUUAUUCGUGGCUUGAUGGUGCAAAAAGUCUACUGUCGGGAUGAGAUUGUGAUGCAAGAGGGUGACACUGGAGACGAGAUGUACGUGCUUUGUGUCGGCAAGUGCAGUGUCUUCCGCGGCUACAAUACCGAGCCCCUGAGCCAUUUGCAUCCUGGGAGCUGUUUUGGUGGCCUUGCGGUCUUGAACAUCACCAGACGUCGCACAGCCACCAUCAAGGCGGACUGCGUCUGCGACCUGCGCGCGCUGACGCGGCCGGCCUUGCUGGAAGCGCUGUCGCAGUACCCGGGGGAUAAGGAAAAAGUCCGAGAAAUGGUGGAGGCGCAUAGUCAGAGUCGACAAGCCACGGCCAGUGCACUGCAGCGCGCCGGGGCCAGUGAAGGUGGCUUCAGCAGUCAAUUCCUGAACAUUUUGCUGGACAACAUGCAUGAACAGCCCUUCUUACCCAAGCAGGUGAUCUUAGAGGAGGGCAAGGAAAGCAUCCUGACUAUCCUCCUCCAUGGCAUGAUUGAGGUGGAGGUGAGUGGUGUCCACAUCGCCAAUGUCGUGGCGCCCGCCAUCUUUGGCGAGCGCGGGCUGUUGGAGCCUGGAUCCUUCUCCUCUGCCACGGUUCGCAGCUGUACAGUGGCUGAAUGCAUGAUUCUGCCCCCGACCUCCGCCGCCGUGCCCAUCGUCCGCGCCCGGCUGCCCGCCGACAUCGUACGGCUGGAGAGGAUGCUGGAGAAGAAAAUGGCACUCACCAGGACCCAGCUUGCGAGUACCGAUGAUAUGGCCUCCGCUGCAGAGCAACAGGACAAGGGUUUGUUUGGAGCCUGCAGUGCUGAGUUUUUGGCCAAGCUGGGCAACUACUUCGAGCGCCGCGUCUACGUGCCAGAUCAGAAGAUCAUCGUCGAGGGGGAAGAGCCUCGCUAUGGCGUGAUGAUCCAUCAAGGAACAGCACUGGUGGAAUCGCAAGGAGUGCUCAUAGCAGAGUGUGGCCCUGGGGAAUUCUUAGGAGAGGUGGCCAUUCUGGGUUUAUCCACGACCUCGAGUGCCACCGUACGGGUGCAGACGAAGAUCGUCGCAUACACCGUGGAGGCACAUUCGAUGCAGGAGGUUUUGGAUGAGUUCCCAGAAGAGAGGGUGAGACUACGCGAGAUCAUGGAGAAGAGGGCCGUGAAGACCACGGAAGUGAAAGCCUCCAAGUUCUUGGCGACGAAGUCGAAGUCGGUGAAUAAGUUCCUGAAAGUGGUCACUGCCAGACGGAUUUCCCAGGCCUCAGAGGAGUUAGCGGUUCCGAAAGUGGACUUUGAGGCAAUCCAAGAGAAAGCGAAGAGGACCCUGCCAGGGCCCUUGCAAGGCCGGGAAUGGGUGGAGCAGAGGAAGGAGAAGCUCUUGGAGGCUCCCAAGAUCCGGUGGCAACGGAUGCAAAGAAACGGUGCAGUCCUGGAGCCGCUCCCUGCCCAGCAAGGUGUGCGUGUGCCGCAGAUCAAAGAUUCCUCGAAAGUGGCGCCUUUCUCCAAGCGCGCCUUAAGGAAGGCCAAGAACUUGUACGGGAAGAUGGUCUGGCAGGAGCUGUUGCCCAAGAAGGCCAUGAUGAUCACGGCCCCCGACGCGAAGGAGUUGGAAGCUGUAUUGGAUGCGGCUGAGGAAGAUGAAGUAUGGGCCGAGCAGCCGGAGGUGGAAGUCGAUUCGCUGGCGAAUCUGCCACCGGAGCUUCUGGUGGAGGCGCAGAUUCCCAUGGCCUCCUUCAAUGACGUGGCCAAGUUUGCUUCGAAGUUGGUGAAGCAUGCCCGGAGCGAGGAGCCUCCGGCAAAGCCCAAGCCUGAAGCAAGCCGCAGUCGGCAAGGGAGCAUUCAGAUAUCUUGGACGAAGAAGGCAUCGUUGCUGGGCCGCAGUAGCAACCUGGGAGGGGUGCCAGCGGUGAUCACGAGACAGCGACCAGAGCGAAGGGAACCGGCGGCCCAGUGUCCAUUCGACGGCAUGACCUCGACGGGUUCUGUGGGGCUUGGGUGCCCUCCCAAUGACAUCCAAAUGGUUUUGGACACCAUUUUCAGAUUUUCGUUGAUGUCAGGAUUCUUCCUGUCGCAGCAGCUGCGGUAUCUGGUGCAUGCGGAAAACGAAUCGCUCCGCUGCCGUGUGGCGGAAGUUAUCUUUUAUGGCUCCCUGAAGGGAGGAAAAGAUGGCAGGGAGCAUGGAUGGAACGCCAAGUUUGGCCGCGACGAGCUCUCUUCGAUCGAGCGCGAAGGCUUUCGGCAGAAGCUCACGGAAGGUGUCGAUUGGCAAAAGUAUGACCCAGUCCUGGAGUCCUAUUCCUCAAGGACUCCGAUGAAUUCUUACGACGUCUUGAAAUGCAGUCAGGCCUGCUUCCACCUCUUCGAGUUGCUUCGCCUUCUGUUGCCGGAGCAGGAGAUCCAGCCCGUAGAUCCAACGCUGUUGCGGAAUUCGAAGAAGUUCACCAAUAGCAUCUUCGAAUUGAUCAGCAGCGGCAAAUUGCAUUUCGUGCCGGACGCGGCCGGUGAUGCGAAGCGACGGUCGGCGGAGAACGUCUGCGACUGCGUCGCGGGAUGCCAACAGCUCCGGCGACUCGAGGUCAAGGUGACCCAGGAUGACGAGGUGGUCUCUCCACUGGUGAUCCAAACCGUGGUGGAUGACGAAGAGGCAGAGGUGGGUGAGUGGAGGUACAUUGUGUUGGACCCCAAAGGGGUCACGCUGAGAUCGCACGCCACGUACGACAAGGCAGCCAAGUUGAAGGAACGGCUGGAGGAAGGGGAGGUGGUGGAAGUCUUGGAACGCCGCGAGGGACCCGACACGGUCUUCUUGAGAGUAGAGAUCCCUAAAUCCGGGAAUACCGGUUGGGCAUUCACAACUCAACCUGGACCUGGGUCCUUUUUGAGGCUCUUGGAGGUCGAAGUCAAAAGCUGCCAUUUGUAUUUUCAAGCGCAGAAGCGGACGGCGCUGCGGAAGCGCUGUUCCUACGUGGACUCUGCGAAGGUGGGUCGUAUGGUUGAGAAGGGACAGCUGCUUCAUGUGGUGCGACGAUUGGAGGUGGGUGGCACCACUGGACUGCAACUCGAUACUGGUGAGUGGCUCGUCUUUCCCAAGGAUCAAGGAAUCUCCCUGGAAGGUCCGCUCGAGGUGCGAAAGAUGCACAACGAGGAAGCAGAAGUGCGUGCAGAUGAAGCGGUGGCUUUGAGGAAAGGUCCAACCGAGCUCCCUUGGGCCCUCACCAAGAAGGUGCUUCUGCCAGGCUCCAAGGUCUUAGCCAUUCGACGCGCCCACCUGCAUGGUGAGAUGUGGAUGGAAGUGAUGCAACUGGGUGGCCUUUCCGGUUGGAUGUUAGCCUCGGACCUACAAUUGGACUUCUGCAUCUCCAGCCUCCCCCGACGCAACCGCUGA
This is a messenger RNA of Cladocopium goreaui, 4569 nucleotides long. NCBI's taxonomy places the organism in Eukaryota, Dinophyceae, Suessiales, Symbiodiniaceae. The record is from the annotation of a GenBank genome assembly.